Messenger RNA from Canariomyces notabilis, 1600 nucleotides. Its product is annotated as PIG-U-domain-containing protein. Gene Ontology annotation, biological process: attachment of GPI anchor to protein. Lineage: Eukaryota; Fungi; Ascomycota; Sordariomycetes; Sordariales; Chaetomiaceae. Bases 119 to 1396 code for a protein of 425 amino acids. Gene Ontology annotation, cellular component: GPI-anchor transamidase complex; membrane. The transcript is spliced from 3 exons. The record is from RefSeq and is a predicted model, not a curated record.
GGCUUGUCUUUACAGCUGCCUGCCUGUACACUGUUUUGCUGGCCUGUCCCUUGGUCACUCGGGAUUUCGAUAUAAACACCAGUGUCUUUCCCAUGCUCUGGCCAUGGGGCAUUGAGAAAUGGAUGGCGGCAAGGUAACCCUGGGAAGGACGGCGGGCCUGUAUAUCGGCGCUGCCGUCCUGCGACUUGCCAUCUUUACCCUACUUCCCGGCCUCCCUGACCUGCUGACGGGCCGCGUCGAAAUCUCGACUCCCGUCACUAGCUUCAAGCGCUUGCAGGAAGGCCUGUUUCUGUACAAUCACAAUGUCUCGCCCUACGACGGCGGCGUCUACCACCAGGCGCCCCUCUUCCUCCCGCUCUUCUCCUUGCUUCCCAGCUUUGCGACCUAUCCGAUCUUUACAUACCUCUUAUAUAUUGCCGUGGACCUACUGAACGCUCGCGCUCUAUGGAGAAUUGCCAAUUCGGGAGAAGCUGGCUCAUCGGCGCUUUUCACUUCCCCGCGACGUGAGAAGCGCUGGAGUGGCUUUGUCAUUGCUGCCGUUUUUCUCUUCAACCCGUUCACAGUUGCAACAUGCAUUGGACGGUCAACGAGCGUAUUCACAACGUGCGCCAUCCUCCAUGCUAUCGCCAAGGCUGUCUCCGGCGCCCCCCUUGGCGCCAUGGUGGCCUUGUCGUUUGCCAGCUACCUAUCCAUGUACCCGCUACUACUCCUUCCGCCGCUCCUCCUCCUCUGCUACGACAGGCAGCGCCCGGAACGCGCCGUGAAAUCUAGCCUCGCAUUCGCCUCGAUCCACGUGUCCAUCGUUGCCGGCGUUCUGGCAUUACUCUUUCAGAUGUCGUAUCUCAUCACCGGCUCCUGGGAGUUCCUGCCCUCGACGUACGGCGUUCAGCUGACGCUGUCCGAUCUUACCCCAAAUGUUGGCCUGUGGUGGUACUUCUUCAUAGAGAUGUUCGACUCGUUCCGCUCCUUCUUCCUAGCUGUCUUCUGGUUGCAUCUGUCUUGCUACGUUGGCGGCCUGAGCGUGCGCAUUCGCCGCCAGCCGCUUGUGGUUUUGACGCUCCUGCUGGGCAUCAUUGCUAUCUUCAAGCCGUACCCGAGUAUCAGCGACACGUCGCUGUUUCUGGCCAUGGUGCCGCUCUACCGCCACGUCUUCCCCUUGAUGCGCUACUCCUUUGUCAUCGCCGCCGUUAUCAUGUAUGCCACCUUCUUGGGGCCGGCGUUCUAUCAUCUGUGGAUCUAUGCCGGCAGCGGAAACGCCAACUUCUUCUAUGCUAUCACGCUGGUUUGGGGAUUAGGGCAGAGUCUGUUGGUAUGCGAUCUGAUGUUUGCCGUGCUGAGAGAUGAGUGGGAGGUGGAGAGGCCUGAGAUGGUGGGCAAGGAGAUUAGGCAGAUAUAGGGACGGAAGGGGAACUAUUGGUUUUGUGUUAUUAAUGUAAGGGGAUUUCAAUGCAUAAAGUCAUGACCAUCGAUCGACUCUUCACGCUGCUCUCACCGAGGUAUACCUCAGUUUCUGUUCGUAAGGCUAGGUACCUGAUCUUCCGAUUCUUAUUCCUAAGCCCUUGCUGCUGCGCCGUGGGGUAUCACAUAGGAAUUGCUAGAG